Messenger RNA from Drosophila willistoni, 467 nucleotides. RefSeq lists its product as uncharacterized. Lineage: Eukaryota; Metazoa; Arthropoda; Insecta; Diptera; Drosophilidae. The transcript is spliced from 2 exons. The coding region runs from base 50 to 442 and encodes 130 amino acids. The record is from RefSeq and is a predicted model, not a curated record.
GCAAUAGCUGCCCAUUUAACACACACACACACGUACUUUCACAUAAAAAAUGUAUUUUAAACUCAAACGAUUACUACAAUUAUAUUUAAUGAUAUGUUUCGUUCAAGCCCGUUCUCUACCCCCCAUGAAAGAGGUCUCAAGCCCCAUAAGUUUAUUGCACAUUCGUCGCAAUUAUCGCGAUGUCCCUAUACCCCAAAUGCCAAUGGAUUUGCAGACAACUCACCAACCUUGUGACAUGGAUAUUGAUGGAGUUCGUCGUUAUAUCUGGGCAUUUCCCAAUCACUGCGUGUGGGCAUUCAACAGUCGUUAUGUCCAUGAAGGGUAUUAUCGAGCCUACAAGACAUAUCAGUUGGAGGCCUUCUUUUUUGGCCAAUAUCAUGAACGGAUGAAGCGUUUUGAAGUGGCACCCCAUGAAUUUGAUUAUUAUUUAGAAACGGAGUGAAUAAAAUAAUAUCAACUUAAAAUAA